UCAAGCACACUCGAAAAUGGACAGCAACUCCUCCUCUGCAGCAAUAAUGCUAUCGUCGGAGUCUGCCGUCCGGGGUGCCGGAGACGCCAUUUCCCCCUACCUUGGGGAGCUGUGGGUGCAAGCAAAGGCGUUGGUGAUCGUGCCGGUGCUCAGAGUUAUGGUUUACCUCUGCUUGGUAAUGUUGAUCAUGAUACUCAUGGAGAAACUAUACUUGGGAGCCAUCAGUGCUUACCUGAAGCUUUUCCGGCGAACGCCGGCGAAGCAGUACAAGUGGGAGCCUAUCAAGAACGAUGGCGAUGCAGAGAUUGGCAACUCUGGUUAUCCUAUGGUUCUAGUUCAAAUACCAAUGUGUAAUGAGAAAAGGGUAUACCAACUGUCCAUUGGAGCAGCCUGUAACCUUUCAUGGCCAGCGAAUCGAAUUAUAAUUCAAGUUCUUGACGAUUCUACUGAUUCUGAAAUUAAGGCUUUGGUCCAACAAGAGUGCAGGAGAUGGGCAGGUAAAGGGGUGAACAUAAAGUAUGAGACUAGAGAUAAUAGAAAAGGGUUCAAAGCAGGAUCCCUCAAGCAAGGAAUGAAGCAUAGCUAUGUUAAGUUGUGUGAAUACGUAGCUAUUUUCGACGCUAAUUUCGAACCCGACCCUGAUUUCUUGUACCGCACCAUUCCUUUCCUUGUACAUAAUCCUGACAUCGGCCUUGUUCAAGCUCGCUGGAAAUACGUUAACUCUAACGAAUGCAUGCUGACAAGACUGCAAGAGAUGUCAAUGGAUCACCAUUUCUCAGUGGAGCAAGAAGUUGGGUCUGCAAUCCAUGCAUUUUUUGGCUUCAAUGGAACGGCAGGUAUCUGGAGAAUAACAGCAUUGGACGAUGCAGGGGGAUGGAAAGACCGAACCACUGUGGAAGACAUGGAUCUGGGUUGCCGAGCUGGUCUUAAAGGCUGGAAAUUCGUCUUUGUUGGUGAUGUUAGGGUGAAAAGUGAAUUACCAAGCAGCUUCAAGGCAUACAGAUACCAGCAGCACAGGUGGUCAUGUGGCCCUGCCAAUCUUUUCAAGAAAAUGACAUUCGAAAUUAUGAGAAACAAGAAAGUGACAAUCUGGAAGAAACUGUACCUAAUAUACGCCUUCUUCUUCGUCAACAAGAUUGUCGCCCACGUUCUCACCUUCAUCUACUACUGCCUCGUUCUCCCAGCAACUGUUUUGAUCCCAGAAGUCAAAAUUCCCCUUUGGGGAUCUCUUUACGUCCCAACAGUUACUGCCCUCCUCACUCUACUUCCUUGUCCAAGAUCAUUGCACUUGACGGUUAUUUGGAUGCUUUUUGAGAAUGUUAUGGCCUUUCACCGAACUAUUGGAACCUUCAUCGGACUUCUUGAGGUUGGGAGAGUUCACGAAUGGGUUGUCACUGAGAAGCAAGGAAACACAAAAACUGCACACCCUAAAGCUGCAAAGAAUGUUCCUCGUUUUAGGCUUGGACAAAGGUUGCAUUUGUGGGAGAUUAUUGUUGGAUUCUACAUGCUAUUUUGUGGUUGGUACAACCUUAUUUUCGGAGACAACUAUUUUUAUGUGUACUUAUUUCUCCAAGGAGUGUCAUUCUUGGUCAUUGGAUUUGGCUACAAUGGUGCAUUUGUGACAACUUCGUAGCUCACAUUUGGUAGAUUGGGGAGUUCUUUGGAAGGCUACAUGCAUAUAUUUGAUUCUAAAUUAAAGUUAGUAAUAAUAAAUAAUUAAAUAUACAUUGUUUAAAAAAAUAAUUAAUAUAUAAUUAUAAAUAAACUUCCAGUGUACUUGCUGGUGAUGUAAAGAAAUUAGAUGGUUGUUACUUGUUAGGAGUAUGAUUCGCUCGGCAGAAAUUGGGUUGUAAGGAAAGUUCAAGUUCUUCAAUAAAAUUAUAUAUACUUCGCGUUCUUGCC
Molecule: messenger RNA, 1902 nt
Organism: Ipomoea nil (Japanese morning glory)
Lineage: Eukaryota; Viridiplantae; Streptophyta; Magnoliopsida; Solanales; Convolvulaceae
Product: glucomannan 4-beta-mannosyltransferase 9-like
Exons: 9
Coding region: 17-1633 (538 amino acids)
Cellular component (GO): Golgi apparatus
Molecular function (GO): mannan synthase activity
Source: RefSeq, a predicted model, not a curated record